GCAAAGCUGUUGCUGAGGAGACCACUGUGGUUGUGUGUGUGAGCGUGCGCGAUUCUGUUGCAUGCAUGUGCGUGUGUGCCUGGCAUUUUUACUGACUUCAGAUCUCCUAACUGUCCGGAGUGACAGCCAGUUACGCAUAUCAACACACCAUUCAGGAGCAUCAAACAUACUGCAGGGAGCAGGAGUGUGACCCAGCCUUCGGCACAGGCAAGCCCAGCACCGGAGUGUGUUCCUCACACGUAACAAGGGCAGCAGCGUGGCAGAGUAAGAGACGAGGCAGGGGCAUGCUCAGGCUCUGAGAGGCUGACACGAGAGUCUACGCCGAGGAAGUGAAGAGGACUCGUCCUCCUCUUUUGUGGCGUGCGCCCCCGGCCUGCCCCCCUGCUGUAUGGCGCUGCGAUCUUCCACCCACUCGGCUGUUCCCACCCGUGCCCCUGUGCCCUGGACCCUGAUCCCCCCCCCGAAAAGGCCAAACCGUCACCAAGCUGUCAUGAUGGAGGGCCUUGGUAUCGGACUUCUGCGACUAGCCGCUUUCACGGCAGCCCUCGUCCUGCUGUGUCCUGUUGUCACGGGACUGGAGCUGAACCCAAACGUCAGAGAAGUCGUCCUGACAGCCAACCAGUCCUUCACAAUUACGUGUUCUGGCUGGGGACCUGUGACCUGGCUCUUCAGACAAGACAAGAACGUCCCGGCGGUCCGCACAGAAGACAGGAGCGCCUCUUCCAGCACUCUUUCCUUGGAGAACGUGACGUGGAGGCACACAGGGGUGUACGAAUGCUUUGAAAAUGAGACUGCGGAGACCAGAGAGGUGGCCAUCUACGUGCCUGAUCCCGACGUGUGGUUUCUGGAGAGCGAGUACUACAUGGUCACCAAAACGGGAGACGUGGCCACCAUCCCAUGCCUCGUGACAGACCCCAACAUAACCGUGAGCCUGUACGACAAGGAGACAGACACCCGUGUGAGGGGGUACUACGCCCCCAGCAUGGGCUACACGGCCCAGCUCAAUGACACCACCUACAGAUGCAAAGCAGAGCUGGCCGGGAAGGACAUGUGGUCUGAGCUCUACUACGUCUACACCAUCUACGUGCCUGAAAUGCUGGACGCCCACAUAAAUGCCUCAAAGACGAUGCUGAAACAGGGCGAGGCUCUGAGUGUGAACUGCACCGCCAACGGCGUGGAGCUCGUCUACUUCUCCUGGGACUUCCCGAACAAAGACGCGGGGGACGUGGAGCCCCUGACAGAUGUCCUGUCGACCACGAGCAUGCGCUCCUGCCUGAACAUCUCCAGCGCCACGCCGUCCCACUCUGGACAGUAUGUGUGCCACGUGAAGGAGGACGUGGGCAACCAGAAUGCCUCGGCCAGCAUCGAGGUCACCGUGCUGGAGAGAGGCUUCGUGCAGCUCAGUUCAUUCCAGAGCCCCAACGUCUCGGCGCAGCUGCACGAGAACGUGCAGCUGAGGGUGACGGUGGAGGGCUACCCCAAACCCCACAUCCGCUGGAGCAAGGGCGGUGCCGUCAUCGCCGGAGACAACAUCAUCAACACCAGACAGGAGCACGAGAUCAGGUACAUCAGCACCUUGACAUUAGUGAGAGUCCGGCUGGACCAGAAAGGUCACUACACCAUCCAUGUUUCCAACGAAGAUGAUUCCAAAGAGAUGACUUUUGACCUAGAGGUUAAAGUCCCCCCACAGAUAACAGAGCUGACGGACCACCACCCCCCAGGCCAAAAGCACGUGGUCACCUGUACAGCAGAAGGCGUCCCCUCUCCCGUCAUCCAGUGGUUCAGCUGCGACAGUGUGCACAAAUGCAGCAACAGAAGCGUGGUGUGGAGCCCCCUGGUGGCCGACACUGAGAGCGUCAGUGUCGUGACUAACUCCACCUACAACAACACGCGCAAGAUCCACCAGGUGCACAGUCAGGUGACGUUCGUUCGUCCGCAGCAGAUCACACUGCGCUGCCAGGCGCGCAACGAGAGAGGGGCACGCGCACGAGACAUCCGACUCAUCACUCACACUCUUUUCUCGCAGGUGGCCGUAUUGGCGGCUGUUUUGGUUCUUGUCGUCAUAGCCAUCAUCUUCAUCAUCAUCCUCAUCGCUGUGUGGAGAAAGAAGCCACGGUAUGAGAUCAGGUGGAAGGUGAUUGAAUCCGUGAGUCAGGACGGGCAUGAGUACAUCUAUGUGGACCCCAUCCACCUGCCCUACGACCUGGCCUGGGAGAUGCCUCGAGACAGCCUGGUCCUUGGUCGCACGCUGGGCUCAGGGGCGUUUGGGAGGGUUGUGGAGGCCACGGCUUAUGGACUCGGCCAUACGCAGUCCUCCACUAAAGUGGCAGUGAAAAUGCUCAAGUCUACAGCGCGCAGGAGUGAGACUCAGGCCCUGAUGUCAGAGCUGAAGAUCAUGAGUCAUCUUGGUCCUCACCUGAACAUCGUGAACCUGCUGGGCGCCUGCACCAAACAAGGCCCCCUGUACCUGGUGACUGAGUACUGUCGCUACGGCGACCUGGUGGACUACCUGCACAGGAACAAACAGAGCUUUCUGCAGCACUACGCUAACAAGAGCCAGCUGGUCGGCAGUGGCGGCCUGCAGAGGUGCCUGGACGCAGAGGUGCCUUCUGGGAAAGGCUACGUGUCGUUUGGCAGCGAGAGCGACGGUGGUUACAUGGACAUGAGGAAGGAAGACAUGACUGAGUACAUGGCCAUGCAGGAGAUCACGGACACCAUCAAGUACACAGACAUCCAGCCCUCUGCCUACGAGUGCCCAUACCAGCAGGACAUCUACCAGGAGCAAGGUCACAGGGUGGAUCUUUCACUGGUUAUCAGUGACUCUCCUGUCCUGAGCUACACUGACCUGGUUGGCUUCAGCUUCCAGGUGGCCAAAGGCAUGGAGUUUCUGGCCUCGAAAAACUGUGUUCACCGGGACCUGGCGGCCAGGAACGUGCUAAUCUGCGAGGGGAAGCUGGUGAAGAUCUGUGACUUUGGACUGGCCAGAGACAUCAUGCACGACAACAACUACAUCUCCAAGGGCAGCACCUUCCUGCCCCUCAAGUGGAUGGCCCCAGAGAGCAUCUUCCACAACCUCUACACCACGCUGAGCGACGUCUGGUCUUACGGCAUUCUGCUGUGGGAGAUAUUCACUCUAGGAGGGACUCCGUACCCAGACCUCCCCAUGAAUGAGCUGUUUUACAACGCGCUGAAGAGAGGGUACCGCAUGAGCAAGCCCAGCCAUGCCUCAGACGACAUCUACGAGGUGUUGAGGAGGUGCUGGGAGGAGAAGUUUGAGAAGAGGCCGGAGUUCUCCUUUCUGGCCCACACCAUGGGAAAUAUGCUCACAGACGCCUAUAAAAAGAGAUACUCCCAAGUCAAUGACAGCUUCCUGAAGAGCGACCACCCGGCUGUGGUGCGCACCAAGCCCAGGGUGCCUUCUCCCUUCCCAGGAACUUUCUCUCCCCUGUCCUCUCCUGCCCCCUUCCCUGCGUCCUCCACCCCCAUCCCCUGCCUGGGGGCCGAGGGGGACCUCGCGGCGGCCCAGUGUAAUGGCUACAUCAUCCCCAUCCCCGACCCCAAGCCCGAGGACGAGGCCCAGGAGAUGACGGCACCGGGGGAAAACCCCUCGAGCUCAGUGGCUUCCGAGGCAGAGACCGCCUCCCUGGAGACCUCCAGCACAGAACCGGAGCGCGAGGAACUGCUGAACGAACCGUCCUCAACUCCAGACGUGCAGGAGAGUUUCCUGUGACUCAUUCCUCCCACACUGGAGUGAACGCAAGAAUUUGCAUUCAAGCAGAAAGCAAAGGGAACAUCUGGUCAGUAUUUGAGAUGUUAUAUAGUUUCCUAAUCCUGUCAGGUACAAAUGGAAACAAUCAGCUAUUAUGGACAUUAAUACAGUGAAAGAAGACAUGUUGAGAAUGAGGAUUCAUAUGAAAACGUAUUAUUCGUACCCAGUCAGUGUAGGGAUAAAGCCUUGAUUCUUAGAGACAGGG
Messenger RNA from Electrophorus electricus (electric eel), 3974 nucleotides. NCBI's taxonomy places the organism in Eukaryota, Metazoa, Chordata, Actinopteri, Gymnotiformes, Gymnotidae. The record is from RefSeq and is a predicted model, not a curated record.